This is a messenger RNA of Trichosurus vulpecula (common brushtail), 5068 nucleotides long. It is a transcript of the gene AVPR1A, whose product is annotated as arginine vasopressin receptor 1A. The transcript is spliced from 2 exons. The record is from RefSeq and is a predicted model, not a curated record. Gene Ontology annotation, cellular component: membrane. The coding region runs from base 1 to 1263 and encodes 420 amino acids. Gene Ontology annotation, molecular function: vasopressin receptor activity; peptide binding. NCBI's taxonomy places the organism in Eukaryota, Metazoa, Chordata, Mammalia, Diprotodontia, Phalangeridae. Gene Ontology annotation, biological process: regulation of systemic arterial blood pressure by vasopressin; G protein-coupled receptor signaling pathway; positive regulation of vasoconstriction.
AUGGGCAGCACGCGUUUUCCCGGUGGGGCUUUGCCCGCCUGGACAGCUGCCACCGGUAACUCCAGUGCUUGGUGGCCCUCGGCCAGCAGCCCCACCGCGGCCCCCAACGCUAGCCUGGACAUCUCGGGGGGCGACAGUCGGAACGAGGAGCUGGCCAAGCUGGAGAUCACCGUGCUGGCUGCCACUUUCGUGGUGGCUGUGCUGGGCAACAGCAGCGUACUUCUGGCCCUGCACCGCACCCAGCGCAAGACCUCUCGCAUGCACCUCUUCAUCCGCCACCUCAGCCUCGCCGACCUGGCCGUCGCCUUCUUCCAGGUGUUGCCCCAGCUGUGCUGGGACAUCACCUACCGCUUCCGCGGCCCCGACGGCCUGUGUCGAGUCGUCAAGCAUCUGCAGGUCUUCGCCAUGUUCGCCUCGGCGUACAUGCUGGUGGUGAUGACCGCCGACCGCUACAUCGCGGUGUGCCACCCGCUGAAGACCUUGCAGCAACCUGCCCGGCGCUCCCGGGUCAUGAUCGCCGCUGCCUGGGCGCUGAGCUUCGUGCUCAGCACGCCCCAGUACUUCAUAUUCUCCAUGAUCGAGGUCAACAACAUCACCAAGGCCCGCGACUGCUGGGCCAACUUCAUCCAGCCCUGGGGGCUCCGCGCCUACGUGACCUGGAUGACCGGCGGCAUCUUCGUGGCCCCGGUUAUCAUCCUGGGCACCUGCUACGGCUUCAUCUGCUACCACAUCUGGCGGAACAUCCGCGGCAAGACGUCCACGGUGAAGAGCAAGCAAGAGGAGGAAGCGGCCGCCGGCGCCUUGCGCAAGGGGCUCCUGUUGGCCCCCUGUGUCAGCAGUAUCAAGUCCAUUUCUCGGGCCAAGAUCCGCACCGUGAAGAUGACAUUCGUGAUUGUGACAGCCUACAUCGUGUGCUGGGCGCCCUUCUUCGUGGUCCAAAUGUGGUCCGUCUGGGACCAGCAUUCCUCCUGGACUGAUUCUGAAAACCCUGCUAUUACCAUCACUGCUUUACUGGCCUCCCUGAACAGCUGCUGCAACCCCUGGAUUUACAUGUUUUUCAGUGGCCAUCUUCUACAAGACUGUGUACAGAGUUUCCCCUGCUGUCGAAAAAUGAAGCAGCCAUUGAACAAAGAAGAUUCUGACAGUAUGAGCAGAAGACAGACUUCCUUCACUAACAACCGAAGCCCCACAAAUAGCACCGACACCUGGAAAGACUCCCCUAAGUCAUCCAAGUCCCUCAGGUUCAUUCCCGUCUCAACCUGACUCCUCUAUCUUUAUGCAGUGAGACUUCUUUGAGUGACAGUGGAAAACUUUCGGUGGGUGAAGCUAGGCAUCAUUGCAGCAUAAGAACCAUCUGAAAUGCAAUUGAAGUGUUCAGUGUAGUAUUUCUAGAGAGCUUCUCUCGCUGCUGCGAACAAAGGCUAUAAAUAAUUUUGUAGGAACUGUUAUCAAAAACUCACUUUGCUGAAAUCUGGGAAAGUGAUCCCUCCCGACAGAAUUGAAGUCAUUUUUCUAAAGCAAAAAUUAUCAUUGCAAAAUUUCUCCCUCCAUCCCUCCUUCCUUCCUCCCUCCCCACCCUUCUUGCCUUUAUUCUUUUUCUAUUUAUUCCCAAAGUAACUAAUGCAUGGUCAGUUUAAUAUAAUACUCAUUUAAUUUAGAGGCAUGACUUUUGACUCAUAACAAGCCACCCACCCCUGAAAGAAAUUAGAAAAGGCUUCAAAGGAAUCAUGCUUCAGGCAAUGUCCUCUGCUGGCACAGGAAUAAGUUGAGGACAGACAUCCUAGAUCCCUCUCAUCAGCCUUAUACAAAAAUGGAGCCUAUGCAACUUGAGAUCAGGAACUAUGGAUGAACAGCUAAAUCCCUACACUAGGGAGCAAAGCUUACUACAUUAACAUAUUUCAGACCCUUCCCAUGGCAGAAAUGGAACAUGAUGGCUGUCUAGUGGUGUUUUCACAUAUGAAGAAAUUCUUAAAACCAUUUUUUAAAAAGCUACAGGAGUAGGUAUUUAAAGUGAGAAUUUCAGAAGUCAUUGAGUCCAACGCCCUGCUUCUCUUUUUUUUUAAAGAGAUAAGCAAAGUGAGACCAAGAAAUGUUAAAAGACUUGCCCCAAAUCAUACCAAUACUAAGUGUCAAAACCAAGAAGAUUUGAACCUCAGACCACACAUUAAGCACUCUUUUUUUCCAACACCAAACAGAAACAAAGAGAUUUCUGUACUAUAUGGGAAGCUGACACUUUUGGUCUUUGCUUCUUUCGAAUAGUAAGAUUCAAAGUUCCCAAAAGAAUAACAUGGAAUAUGGAUUUAUCCCCUGACACCGAAAUUGCCUUGGCCUUUGCUUUUGGGCCCAGACCCCUCUUGCCACUUGGCAUUUUCAUAGCACUGGUGCACUAAGAGCUGUACUGUUUAUUUUUAUCCACUAAUAUGGAUGGUUUAGUGUCUGGGCUAUCAAAAUUCUAAAAUGCAAAUAUAGCUCUGCUGAUUCAUCAGGAAAAUGUUUCCAAUGGGCAGGAAAAUGAUUCAUUUUGAAGCAAAGUCUUCUGGCUUAAGGUAAGAAAUGCUUACCUUUGGAGAUAGGUGAAUUAAAGACCUAAACCAUCCAUUUAGUUGAUUUCUGAACAAAGGCAAAUUAUAAUUUGGCUUUUUCUGUUUACAUAGCAUCUAUCAUUAGGGGAGCUCAGUGUGCUUUUUGGCCCAUUAUAAUUGCCUCCUACCCUCCUCAUGGAAAUGAUGCCAGGGUUUUAUGAAGCAUUGUAAAUACUUUGGGUUCCUUAGAGGCAAUGAUAUUUGCUUUCGACAUUAUUGUUGCAUGUGGACGUGUGUGUUUGGUAUGAGGAAAGCUAUUUUUGCCCUCUUUGUAGAUAAGGAACUAGGGCAUAGGAGAGAGGAAGCAUGACUCUGGGUGGAAACAUAUCAUCUUGCCUCCUCUUCAUUCACCUGCCAUUCCAAAUCCUUAAUUGUUUUACUCCCUGAGAUGCUGUGUAUUAUGGGGGGGGGGGAAGAGGAAGAGAUAUUGGGGGGAGGGGUGGUGAGAGCAAUUUAUGAAUAUCAACCCUUAAGCUAUCACAGUUCUGUUUUCUCAAGGUUAUGACUAUGUUUCUUUAAAAAGCUGUGUUCAAGCAGGUGGGUGCAUACUGUGACGCUAUCCUACAGGUGAAAACACUGUGUAACAAGACCCUAUUCAUACUUCAGUAAACAUAAAACCACCAUUUAACAUUUUGAUUGGAGUUUAAAAAUUUUGGAGGGGAGGUGGGGGGGGGAGAGAGAGAAAGAGAGAGAGAGAGAACAAACACUUCCAUAAGCAAAAUAAAAUAGAGGAUUAAUAUAUUGCACUUUUGAUUGUCAGCCAAGAUAAACUUUCCCAGAACUAAACUCCACUUUGUAAUAAAGUUAUACAGGGAUCUUCCAGUGUAGACUCUAUUUUAACACGUUUACACAUGUAGAUGCAAUAUAUUCCCUUCCCCUAAACAAGACAAUUUAAUUUGGGUCUUGCCUUCCAGGAAUAUGAAAGAAAUAAAAGACACAGGUCAAUUUAUGCAGUAUAGUUCUACUUUUCACAUGAAGCAAUAUGAUAUAAUGUAAAAGUGCUAGACUGAAAGUCUGGAGAACCCAGUUUUAAUUCUGGACAAUUCAAUCAAUCUCUCUGGUUCUAAGUUUCUUCAAUUGUAAAAUGUGGCCUCAAUCAUCUCUAAAGUACUGCCUGGCUGCUCCAUAAUUAUGUGCCAUGAUAAUAGCAACUCACAGCUAUGUAGUGCUUGAGAGGUUUAAAAGCAUUUUCUUCACAGCUCUCCUUCUGAGAUCAGUAAUAAGGUGUCUUCAUAGUGUGUGUGUGUGUGUGUGUGUGUGUGUGUGUGUGUGUGCGCGCCCUUUCAAACAAGACAGGCAAGCAGAAUAUUAUCACUUGGAGGAAUACAAGGUGUCCCAAAAGCCUUAGUGCAGGUUUAAGCUAUUAAAACUUGAAGCCAUUAAGCUAUUAAAGUUUACAUAGGCUUAAAACUGCACUAAAUUUUUAGGAACACCCUACAUUAGCUAUUUUCAAAAAAAAAGACAAAAGAAUAUACUCUUUUGUCUUGAGUGAUUUGGUUGUGAUUUGAGUACAAAUUGAAGACUUGAGGGCAAAGAACAAAAUUCAUUGUUUUGGAUGGGGGGGAUGGAACAAGCAUAUUUGUGAUGUCCAUUUGAACAUGGAAAACAGGAUGUUUUAUUCAUAGGAAGAACAUGUGUUUGGGAACAUUUAUCUAAGGAAACUUUAAAAUGCUAAGUAAAUAAAUAAACAGUGAGGGCAUGGGGCAUGAUGAAUAACCUCAGAAUCAGAAAAACCUGGGUUCAAGAGCCACUGAUACAUGCUGGCCAUGAGACCCUAGGAAAGUCAUCAAACCUCUCAGUGUCCCUGAUAACUGCCCGAGACUUAGAAGUCACAGAGAAGGUGCAGAAUUGCAUUAGUAGAAGGAGUUUCUUCUCCAGGUGAUCCCUGGAAGUUAGGUGGUACAGUAAAUAGGAUGCUGGGCCUUAAGUCAGGAAGACCUGAGUUCAAAUCUAGCCUCAGAAACUUAUAAGCUCUACAACCAAAGUCAGUUUCUUCAGCUUAGCAGUGAUUAGCAUAGAGUAGGUUUAAUAGUAAAGGUUUGUUUCCCUUCCCUUUACUGACAAAGUUAUUGAUCUAGACAAAUGUAUGUGUAUGUGUAAAUAUGCAUGUAAAAUUCUUUUAUUUUCUUUCAUUAAUUAAUAUUUAGGAAUUAUAUGUAGAAUAUUUAGGAAUUACAUUAAUAUGUAUAUAUAAUUCAAUGAAUGCUUGAGAUAUAUACAUAUGCGUGUAUGGUAUGAUGACUCUUAUGAUACUGUCAUGAUAAAGACUUAAGUACAUGUAUAUAUGCAUAUAUAUUAGAAUGAAAACUAGUGGGGAAGAACAAAUUCAUUGCUUUGGGGAAGGGGAUAUGUGUGUGUGCGUGUGUGUAUGUAGUUAUUUAGUGAUUAGUCAAAAUCUUGAGCACUUGUAAGUUUGAUAACUGUCAAAAAUAUUAUUUGGGUCCUACCUUUAAUAAAUUUAAAUGAAGCUGCUUGGUCUACUAAUA